Messenger RNA from Paralichthys olivaceus (Japanese flounder), 3569 nucleotides. It is a transcript of the gene mark3a, whose product is annotated as MAP/microtubule affinity-regulating kinase 3a. Gene Ontology annotation, biological process: protein phosphorylation; microtubule cytoskeleton organization; intracellular signal transduction. Gene Ontology annotation, molecular function: protein serine/threonine kinase activity; ATP binding; tau-protein kinase activity. NCBI's taxonomy places the organism in Eukaryota, Metazoa, Chordata, Actinopteri, Pleuronectiformes, Paralichthyidae. Gene Ontology annotation, cellular component: cytoplasm; plasma membrane. The record is from RefSeq and is a predicted model, not a curated record.
UUAACUUUAUUUGACUAAUCCGGGAACAUUUUUUAAUACAUUCUUGUCACAACCCUACUUGUCCUCUUGUUCCACACUUCACCACAACACUCUACGAUGUUUAAUUUGAGCCCUAACCUCUAAUUAACUUGAACUUGUAAUAUGUUUUGACGUGGACUGAACUUUAAUCGACUAAUCGAAGGAAACAAAUAAAAAAAAAACAACUGCUGUUUGGUGGACAGCUCAGAUGUCGGGGGCUGGGAGCGGCCCGUGAACGCAUCCUAAUCCAGCCCCGCCGCGGAGCCGCCAUUUUGGUUCCACCUAACUCAGACAGCUUCACUUCGGGCCACCGGAGAUGGAAGAAACCGAACCGACGGCGAGUAUCUCAGCCGCCGACACCGUCUGAUCCCCGGUAGGAAACAUCCAGCGCGGAGCCUCGACGCCAUGGCUUCUUUUUAAACCGGUAUUUUCGAGGAAGGGGGGGAAAAAAAGCCCGGAGCCAUUUUUGGUUGGACGGCGCCCGAGCGUCAGUUUAGUUCACGGACUCGAACCCACCGGACGGACGGACGGACGCUGCCUCGGUUUCGAACACACUUCAUGCUCGGUGCGGACACACGCACGGGUCAUUUCCCCUCGGUCCGUGUGCUCCGGCACGUCCGCUGCUUCUCCGAGAACCGAUCCAUGCGGAGGCAGCUCGACCCGCGGAGCGAGGCGCAGAGUCGGGUUUAGUGUCGAGUGUGUGUGUCGGUGGAUUUUUUUUUUUUUUUUUUUGUGGGGGGGGAGAACGUAAGAACCGGGACCGGAGGAGAAGAUGUCAAACAAAACUCCAUUACCCACAGUGAACGAGAAGGGGACGGAGACGCACACGUCUCACAGUAAUGGGCGUCAGGAGGUCGGCACGCGCUCGAGCCGCACCGGCGUGCGAUCACGCAGCUCGGAGGAGCCGCAGCAGCCCCACGUCGGCAACUACCGGCUGCUCAAAACCAUCGGCAAGGGCAACUUCGCCAAGGUCAAACUGGCCCGACACAUCCUCACCGGCAGAGAGGUGGCAAUUAAGAUAAUAGACAAGACGCAGCUGAACCCAAACAGCCUUCAGAAGCUCUUCAGAGAAGUUAGAAUAAUGAAGAUCUUGAAUCAUCCGAAUAUAGUCAAGCUUUUUGAAGUGAUUGAGACGGAGAGGACGCUCUACCUGGUGAUGGAAUACGCCAGCGGAGGAGAGGUGUUCGACUACCUGGUUGCACAUGGAAGAAUGAAGGAAAAAGAGGCCAGGGCUAAAUUUAGACAGAUUGUAUCGGCGGUGCAGUACUGUCACCAGAAGCACAUUGUUCACAGAGACCUCAAGGCUGAGAACUUGCUCCUAGACGCAGACAUGAACAUCAAGAUCGCAGAUUUCGGCUUCAGCAACGAGUUCACUAUGGGCAACAAGCUGGACACAUUCUGCGGCUCUCCUCCGUACGCAGCGCCGGAGCUUUUCCAGGGGAAGAAGUAUGACGGGCCGGAGGUGGACGUCUGGAGCCUGGGAGUCAUUCUGUACACGCUGGUCAGCGGCUCGCUGCCCUUCGAUGGACAGAACCUCAAGGAGCUGCGGGAGCGUGUGCUGCGAGGAAAGUACCGCAUCCCCUUCUACAUGUCCACAGACUGCGAGAACCUCCUCAAACGCUUCCUGGUGCUCAACCCGGCCAAGCGGGGUACUCUCGAGGUGAGGGAGGACGCAGAAAAUCAAAUCAUGAAGGAUCGAUGGAUCAAUGCCGGAUUUGAGGAGGACGAGCUGAAGCCUUAUACUGAACCUGAGCUUGACAUCACGGAUCAGAAGAGAAUAGAUGUGAUGGUGGGGAUGGGCUACAACCUGGAGAAGAUCCAGGACUCUCUGGCCAAGAUGAAAUAUGAUGAGAUCACAGCCACCUACCUGCUGCUGGGCAGGAAGGCCUCUGAGCUGGAGCCCAGCGAGUCGGCCUCCAGCAGUAACCUCUCUCUGGCCAAACCGAGACCGAACAGUGAGCUCAACGGCCAGUCACCCUCCCACCUCAAGGUGCAGAGGAGCGUCUCCUCCAACCACAAACAGAGGCGCUACAGUGAACAAGUUGGUCAAAACGUCCCUCCAGGGAUGGCUCAUCCGAAGAGGAGUCAAACCACCACGGCGGAGAACAGCGUGAAGGAGGAAGGAGGCGUCCAGCUGCGUAAACCCAGCACCCCGGGGAGCCGCGGCGCUCCACCCGCCAGCCCUCUGCUGGGCAACGCCAACAACCCCAACAAGGCCGACAUCCCUGACCGCAGGAAAGGCGCCACCACCGGCCCGAGUAACAACACUGCGUCGGCAGGGAUGACCAGGAGGAACACGUAUGUCUGCAGUGACAGAAACAACACGGACCGUCUCUCCGUCAUCCCCAACGGGAAGGAGAACAGCAGCGUCGCCGUGUCGCCCGGCAGCCAGAGGAACCCGGUGGCGUCGACCCACAGCAUCACCAACGCCACCACGCCCGACCGGCUCCGCUUCCCCCGAGGCACCGCCAGCCGCAGCACCUUCCACGGGGGCCAGCUGAGAGACCGCCGCACGGCCACGUACAACGGGCCGCCGGCCUCGCCCACCCUCUCCCACGAUGCCACGCCUCUCUCCCAGACUCGCAGCCGUGGAACCAGCAACCUGUUCUCCAAACUCACCUCCAAACUCACCCGCAGAAACAUGUCAUUCAGGUUUACCAAAAGAGUCUCAACCGAGUUUGAGAGAAACGGGAGACUUGAGGGCUCAAGUCGCCAUGUACCUGGGGAUCAAAAAGGGGAAAAUAAAGACAGUAAACCUCGCUCCCUCAGAUUCACUUGGAGUAUGAGGACCACCAGCUCCAUGGAGCCUUGCGACAUCAUGCGGGAGAUUCGCAAGGUGCUCGACGCCAACAACUGCGACUACGAGCAGCAAGAGAGUUUCCUGCUUCUUUGCGUCCACGGGGACGGGCGAGCCGAGAACCUGGUCCAGUGGGAGAUGGAGGUCUGCAAGCUUCCCCGUCUCUCCCUCAACGGCGUCAGGUUCAAGCGGAUAUCCGGAUCAUCCAUCGCUUUCAAAAACAUUGCUUCCAAAGUUGCCAACGAGUUAAAGCUAUGAACAAAAGGGUUUAAAAGUAUACAUAUAUAUAUCUAGAAGUAUUUAAGCUGUACAAUCAUCCAAGUAGCAGUUUCCAAAUGUCUCCUUUUUUAAAACAAAAUACAGAGUAUGUAUUGAAUAUGAUAAUGUAUAGUUUAAGGCUUUUGGCAAUAAUCACUGAAUUACCUACUAAUAUCUGCGUCUGUUGUGGCCACACGGGGCCGACAUUAACGAGUUGAAUAUGAUUUGUCAUGCUGUGAAUGUGGACAAAAAAAACAUUUCUAGUCUUAUUUAUUUAAUCUUUUUUUUCUCUCCCGGAAAAAGAUAAAAAAUUGACGUAGCAUUUUGUUUUCAGUGUAAAUAAUGUAUCUUACUUUCGAGACAGCUUCACCGCAAUACUCAUUUUGUUCGUUCUUUUCUUUUGUAUCUCGUUGGAGCGGAGGUGACGGGGGAGUCCGUGUAAACGCCCACAUGGUUAAAGUUCACUCAUGUCUCAAUUAAAGUGUCUGUCAACUUA